This is a messenger RNA of Telopea speciosissima, 2253 nucleotides long. Its product is annotated as multisubstrate pseudouridine synthase 7. Gene Ontology annotation, cellular component: nucleus. The transcript has 20 exons. The coding region runs from base 21 to 2204 and encodes 727 amino acids. Gene Ontology annotation, biological process: pseudouridine synthesis. The record is from RefSeq and is a predicted model, not a curated record. Gene Ontology annotation, molecular function: RNA binding; pseudouridine synthase activity. NCBI's taxonomy places the organism in Eukaryota, Viridiplantae, Streptophyta, Magnoliopsida, Proteales, Proteaceae.
UUUGUAUUACAGUGGCGUACAUGUGGGGCGGGAGAGGGUUGAGCAUACCAGCAUCCAUUGCUUCACUCUCCGUGUCUGUGCUAAAACCCUGCAAACUAAAACCCUACAACUGUAACUAUACCUUUACAGAAACCCUAGUAAUGAAGACCGCCGAAGAAGCGGAUGUUGGCAUUAACUGUUACAUCUCUCAGCUUCCUGGAUUUCGCGGCGUAUUGAAACAAAGGUAUUCUGAUUUCAUCGUUAACGAAGUGGAUUCCGAUGGAAAUGUUGUUCAUUUGACCUCUCUGCAUGCCCCUCCGGAGGAAAAGGAAAAGGAAACCUCUGAUAAAAACGAUAAAAGUUAUGCCACUGAAAUCGAAUUGUUUAGAUCCCUUGCUGGUGAUUCUGAUACCGAAUCUUUGAAAGUUUUAAUAGAUCAAACCAUAGCUGGUGGUGACAGUGACAAUGGCCCGGUUACGCUUUCUCCGGAUUCAGAUAAAGCCCAUAGGACGGCCGUUCAUAAUUUCUUCAAGGAGCAUUUCAAAUUCCUUGUCACAGACACAGUGGAUGGACCAGAUUCCACAUCAAAAUGCAUUCGGGUGAGGUUGAGCUCAGGAGGGCAACAUAACAGGGGCAACAAUUCAAGGAAACGGAAAGAUAGGAAUGAUAAGCCAUUUGACAGUCGAGGUUCAAAUGAUUGGCCAGAUCAUGUUGGUAAAUUCCUCAGGUUUCAUCUCUAUAAGGAGAAUAAGGACACACAAGAGGCUUUGGGGCUGAUAGGAAAGAUGCUCGGCAUCCAGCAAAGAUCAUUUGGAUUUGCAGGUACAAAAGAUAAGCGCUCUGUGUCGACUCAAAGGGUAACGGUUUUUAAGCAACAUGCAAGAAGAUUAGCUGCUCUCAAUGACCGGCUGAUUGGUAUCAAAGUUGGAGAUUUUUGCCACAUCAGAGAAGGACUUCUUCUUGGUCAGCUCCUAGGGAAUCGGUUCACUAUUACAUUGAGAGGAGUUGUUGCAGAUUCUGAAGAUACUAUAAAAGCAGCUGCAGAUGCUUUAGGAAAGAAGGGGUUCAUAAAUUACUUUGGUUUGCAACGUUUUGGAAGUGGUUCUGUACCAACUCAUCUCAUCGGGGCAGCAUUACUUCGUGGAGAGUGGAAAACUGCUGCAAGCAUGAUUCUUGAUCCAAGAGAGGGGGAACGUGAAGCCAUCAGGAAGGUGCGUGAAUUCUAUAAGGAAAAUGGGGAUAUUGAGGGGACCCUCAGGCAAUUACCCCAUCAUUUGGUUGCUGAGAAGGCCAUACUUCAGUGUUUAAAGAAAUGUCCUGGGAACUACUUGCAGGCCCUAAAGUCUAUUCCAAGGACUUUGAGAAUGAUGUAUGUGCAUAGUUACCAAAGUUACCUGUGGAAUCAUGCAGCAAGUGUUAGAUUGCAAAAACAUGGAAUUGACCAAGUAGUGCCUGGAGAUCUGGUGUAUUGUAAACGAGCUCCUACCAACACACUGAUGGAAGCUUUUAAACCAGAAAGUGAGGAAGAUAAUGAAAAUGAUUUUAGCCAUAUAGAUGAGAUCUCAGAAAUAACACCUCCUGAAGGAAAGGAUACUCCUGUGAAGAUCUUGAAUGCAGAGGAUCUACUUGGAGACGACUAUAAAAUUGAUGAUGUCAUACUCCCAUUGCCUGGUUCAAGGGUGCUCUAUCCGACGAAUGACAUUGCUGAAGUUUAUCAUGAUCUGGCAAAGAAGGAUGGUAUCAGCUUGACUGAGUGUGCACACAAUAUCAAGGAAUUCUCGAUAACCAGUAUGACUGGUGGUUAUAGACGGGUAAUUCAGAAGCCUAUUGAUUUUGAAUGGGAACUGCUCCACUACACAGAUAUCAAUCUACCCCUUGCGGAGACUGAUUUGGACAUUAUUGCAAAAUUUAGACCUGCAAACAUAAUUGGAGAAGAGGGUUUAACUGAUGCAGAUGAGCCCAAAGUACUCUCUGUGAACUGUGAGAACUCAUCAGAGAAUGCUGAAAAACAAAUAAAGUCACUGGAAUUUAACAACAUGGCUGAUGAUGAGAAAGAGUUGGGUCUGCCAGAAGCCAAUUCAAUUGAUAGUUCUGAUACUCAGGAACCACAAAUGGCUCUCAAAUUUAGCUUCACUCUUCCCUCAUCUUGCUAUGCUACAAUGGCCGUAAGGGAGCUGUUGAAGGCAUCAACAUCUGUGGCUUUUCAUAAAACCUUGAACCAAUGAAGUCAUGAAGAUGUAGGAUAUCUGGAAUUUUAUAAGUGGAUUUUCUGGG